This is a messenger RNA of Haemonchus placei, 228 nucleotides long. The record is from the annotation of a GenBank genome assembly. NCBI's taxonomy places the organism in Eukaryota, Metazoa, Nematoda, Chromadorea, Rhabditida, Trichostrongylidae.
AUGCAUCCGGCAUCGUGGAGGAUGGCAUUCGUAUUUAUGCCAUUUGCAGCGAUCAAUCCAUGUAUUGGUCGAUUCUCACAGGAGCAUCAAGUGUUACGGGAACGCGAUAUCGAUCUUCCCGUCUGCAAGCGAAGAAGACGGGAUGCGAUACUUUCCACCUGCAUUUUCCGUGCAAUCGCUGUGGUUCUUCUAAUACAGUCUUGGCGGAGCAAGGCUUCACGGAUGUAA